AUGGAUAUUGCAUUAGAAAAGAAACUCUCAGGAUUCAAGCAGAUUGCUCUAGAAAAACUCGAAAACAUUCUCCUUACUAUCCUUGGAAAGAAAGAUUUGGUGAUAUCACCUGAUCUAAUAAGAAUCUUAGAUUCCUUUGCAAAUAUGACUUGGUUAAAAUCAAAAGGAUUUGAUCGGAUAUUUAAGCUAUCAUCAUCACCACCACCUAAAACAAAGGUUCUUGUGUUCAUGAUUCAAGCUGAUCUUAUAACUUUCAAAUAUGUCUGCGAUCAAAUUAGUUUUCUCAAAGAUAAACAUUCAAGUUUUGAUCCGGGAGAAGUUUUAAAGGAUUUCCAUAUUAUUGUCAUUCCAAAUUUAUUUUUUACAUUCCAAAAUCUUUUAGAAACAGAAGGACUUCAUGGAAUUGUUGAACUUCAUAGAUUUUCAUGGGAUUUUAUAAAAAUUGAUCGAAAUUUGUUAUCUUUGGAAUUACCACAAGUAUUUAAAGAAGUUUUUGUUCGAAAUGAUAAAAGUCUUCUCAGCUCAAUUGCGUCAUCCUUAAGAAUUUUUAACAUUGUUCAUGGUAGACCAAAAUUCAUUGUCAGCUAUGGGGAAAAUUCUGACAAAAUUCUUUCAAUGGUAAGUCGAAUGGAAAGUAUGAGAAAAAGUUCAGCAAAAGAAAAACAAGAUUUUCCUGAUUUUCAUGCAAUGAUUGUGAUGGAUCGCAACAAAGAUUUCCCAUCAUGUUUACUCACACCUGUCACUUACUCUGGUUUAAUGGUUGAGCUUUUCGAAACGAAAGCUGGAAUUCUUUCGAUCGAAAAUGAAAGCAACAAAAAUAAAAGUGGAAAAAUUAACAUUUUAAAUGUUGAGAAAGAUCAAAUGAACGAUGAAAAAGAUAUUAAGACUUUGAGAAUGUGUGGCAAUUCUGAUGAAAUUUAUACCACAAACAAAUAUCGUCACUUUUCCGAAGUCGUCAAUCUCAUCAAAUGGGAAUCAAAGAAUCUAGAAGGUGAAAAAAAUAAGUACUCAAGAGACAUGAAUAUUGAACAGAUGAAAGAAUUUGUUGAAAAAAAUCUCCCAAAAGUAGCAGCCCAAAAGAAAAUUCUUUACAAACAUCUCGUAAUUUGUGAAAAAAUUGUUCAAGAAAUGAGUGGAAAUUUUGAAAGACAACAAAAUAUUGAAGAUACAAUCUUAAGAAAUGAUAACAAAAAGCAAAUACUGAACUACAUUCAUGAACAACUUUACACCAACGCUCAUCAAUAUAACAUUUUAUGUUUGAUUUGUUUACUUCACAUAUGCGUGGGUGGAUUGAGUAGUGAUGAAGUUAACAAGUUUGUAGGCGGUUAUUUGAAUACUUUCGGACACAAGCAUCUAGAAAUGUUUCAAGGACUAAUGAAAGCUAAACUUUUUCCUGACAUCAAUCAAGUGUCUUCAAAGAACCUCAUUGGUAUUGCUCAAUCGACAAUUCCAAAGAAAACUCAAUUUCAAAUUCAUGCUGGGAAAUUAAAAAUGAUUCCUGGUGAUGAAAUUGGUUCUACUGCUGGUCCUCCUAUGGCAUGUCCUAGUUAUGUAUUCAAUGGAAAUUUUAUUCCACUUGUAGUGCAAUUAGCGAGUGCUCUUCUUCAAGCAAAAGAUGCAACAGAACUUUUAUCUAAAGUAGGACAUCUCGAGCAGUUAAAACUAACAGGAAGUUUCAUUGGCGACGAUUUGGAGCCAUUUAAAGAUGCCGUUCUUUCAAAUCUUAAAAUUCUCCCAAUCAAACCUAGAACACUUUUCAUAUUUAUUGUUGGCGGUGUGACUUAUGCUGAAACUGCUGCAUGUAGUUUAAUUGAAUCACUUACUGGCUCCACAAUAGUUUUAGCGUCAGAUCAAAUUACAAGUGGAAUUGAUUUGAUGAAAGCUGCAAGUUGAUUUCUUAUUUAAAGAAGUUUCUUAAGAUAUUUGAAAUGCUAUCAUACUUAAACAUAUCAAAAGCUAAUAAAGCUAAUGUUGACCCAUGAAAAAUUAAUUAAAGUAAUAAAUAAUGACAAGAGAAAAAGCCUUUAAUA
Molecule: messenger RNA, 2030 nt
Organism: Clunio marinus
Lineage: Eukaryota; Metazoa; Arthropoda; Insecta; Diptera; Chironomidae
Source: the annotation of a GenBank genome assembly